CGAAGAAGAGGAGCAGGUUACACCAGGAAGAUCAGGAUCGGUCUGUGGAAAUGAAGCAGGAGUACCAAGACCUCAUCCUACAGACAUGCGGUGCUUCUUCUCUGCGUGUUGGUGCUAAGAUCCAGACCCUGUGGAGCGGCUACGGAGAGAUAGUGCGGCUACACCUUGAGGGAUGUGGGCGACCCUCUGUGGUGGUCAAACAUGUCAAGUUUCCGGAAGAGGCAGAGCACCCUGGCGGCUGGAACACAGACCGCUCCCAUGCCCGUAAGGUGAGAUCCUACCAGGUGGAGACCCACUGGUACCAGAACUAUUCAACCAAUGAGAGUUGUCGCAUUCCCUCCUGCCUUGCCGCCCGUUCCUAUGGUGACGAGAUGCUGAUAGUUUUGGAGGAUCUGGAUGUGGCGGGCUAUGACCAAAGAAGGACCAGCAUUAAGGACAAAGAGAUAAAGGCAUGUCUGAGCUGGCUCGCCCACUUCCAUGCUCUCUUCUUGGAUGUACCUCCUGAGGGUCUGUGGCCUGUUGGGACCUACUGGCACCUGGACACCCGGCCGGAUGAGCUGGAAGCCAUGGAUGAUGCAGAGCUUAAAGCGGCAGCGGGCGAUAUUGACAGGGUCCUUAAUGAUUGUCACUUUAAAACCAUUGUUCAUGGAGAUGCCAAGCUGGCUAACUUCUGCUUCUCCAAGAGCGGACUCCAAGUGGCUGCUGUUGACUUUCAGUAUGUUGGCGGCGGCUGUGGGAUGAAAGACGUUGUGUAUUUUCUUGGUAGCUGCAUGGAUGAGAGAGAAUGUGAAAAAAGGGUACCAGGAUUGUUAGAUCACUAUUUCACAGAACUGAAGUUAUUUGUUAAAACAGACGUGAGCUUUAAUGCUCUUGAGAAAGAAUGGAGAGAGAUGUUUGCAUUCGCAUGGACGGACUUUCAUCGUUUUCUUCUGGGAUGGAUGCCAGGACACUGGAAGAUCAACCGGUACAGUAAGCAGCUGACCAAGGAGGUUCUGCACAAACUGAAGCAGUAGUAACAAUAUAGAUCAUUAGAUUUCAGGCUGUAAAGAUUUAAGUCUGAUGGAGAUUGACACAGAAAAGAGCCAGCCAAACAAACUCCCUAAUGCACUUUACUCUGUGUAUCGUCUAACAUUGUAUUAUUUUUUAAACAAAACCAGUCAUCAAAAAAUUGGUUAAAAAUGUUUUUAUGCCUAUUAUAAAAACCAUUUGUUCAAGUUUCACCAAGCAAGUUAUAAAUUUUCUGAAAGGUAAUGCAUUAAACCGUCUUGGUUUACA
Messenger RNA from Cyprinodon variegatus (sheepshead minnow), 1275 nucleotides. RefSeq lists its product as uncharacterized. The coding region runs from base 51 to 1013 and encodes 320 amino acids. Lineage: Eukaryota; Metazoa; Chordata; Actinopteri; Cyprinodontiformes; Cyprinodontidae. The transcript is spliced from 3 exons. The record is from RefSeq and is a predicted model, not a curated record.